AAAAAAGAAAAAAAAAAGGCGCUGAGAAAUAUCUGUAUAAGAAAUGAAGCGUCAUCUGCAUUUCUCUUCCAAAAUUCAGUCCAGAGUUCUGCCCAAAACACCCUCCAAAUUUGCAAAAAUCCACCUCAAAUUCCCAUGCAUCUAUAAUCCCGCCAGUCUAGAAUGGCAAUCUCUGCAGCUUCGGCAUCUCUCCAUCAGAAUCUGGAAAUACCCAUCAAGGUAAGCUGCCCCCAAACCCCCUCUGUUCUUCAUACCAGAAAAUGGCGCACGUUGGCACUAACCGUCGGUGGUGUCGGAAGCUUUCCGAAUACGGCAAAGACCCAUGAAAGGAAUAAUGGGUAUUUUUCAGAGUCGAAUUUAAUUCCCGAAAAUGGUUUUUUGAGCAAAGUGGUUGCUUUGCUCGAAUCCGUGAAUUUAAGCGACGCUGUUGAAUGUUCCGAUAUUUUCGCUCAAAUCCUUCAAAACUGCCGAAAGUUUGAAAAUUUAAAAUUGGGUUUUCAAAUUCACGCGCGUUUGAUCGUUUAUGGAGUAGAAUUUGACGCAUUUCUGAGCAGCCAACUGCUUGAGUUUUAUUGCAAGUUUGAUUGCAUGGAUGAUGCGCGCCGCAUGUUUGAUGAAAUGCCUGAACGAAAUGUUUUCAGCUGGACUUCGAUGAUAGGACUCUAUUGUAGGUUGGGUGAUUAUGAGGAGACCAUUAGGUUGUUUUAUUUGAUGAUUGGGGAAGGAGUUCGUCCCGACCAUUUCGUAUUUCCUAAGGUUUUUAAAGCAUGUUCCGAGUUGAAGAAUUAUAGGAUUGGGAAGGAUGUUUAUGAUUAUAUGUUGAGUAUUGGAUUCGAGGGGAACCCAUUUGUGAAAAAAUCUAUUCUUGAUAUGUUUAUCAAAUGUGGGAAGAUGGAGAUUGCGAGUCGGUUGUUCAAGGAAAUGGAGUAUAAGGAUGUCGUGAUGUGGAACAUGAUGAUAUCGGGUUAUGCAUCGAAGGGUGAUUUUAAGCGGGCUUUGAAGUGUUUUGAGGAUAUGAAGGUUGCAGGUGUUAAGCCUGAUCGGGUCACGUGGAAUUCGAUCAUAGCAGGGUAUGCUCAAAAUGGGCAGUUCAAAGAGGCGUCCAAUUGUUUCCACCAGAUGCGUAUUUUGGAAGAUUUUAAGCCGAAUGUGAUAUCAUGGACCGCGUUAAUUGCGGGGAAUGAACAGAAUGGUUGUUCGUCGCAGGCGUUGAAUGUCUUCAGGCAAAUGAUCAGUGAAGGAGUGAAGCCGAAUUCAAUUACUAUCGCUAGUGUUGUUUCGGCAUGUACAAGCCUGUCGUUGGUUCUGCAUGGUAAGGAGAUCCAUGGCUACUGUGUAAAGACUGAUGGAUUAGAUUCAGAUGUGCUCGUGAGCAAUUCGUUGGUGGAUUUUUAUGCCAAAUGCCAGGAUUUGGAUGUUGCCCGCCGGAAAUUUGAUAGGAUCGGACAGAAGGAUUUGGUGUCUUGGAAUGCAAUGCUUGCAGGGUAUGCACAGAGAGGGUGCCAUGAGGAAGCCAUUGAACUACUCACAGAGAUGGAGUUGCAGGGAAUAGAGCCUGACGUUGUUACAUGGAAUGGGCUGAUUACAGGGUAUAACCAAUAUGGUGAUGGAAAGACGGCUCUUGAAUUCUUUUGCAGGAUGCGUCGAGCAGGCACAGAGCCCAACACGAUUACGGUAUCUGGGGCUUUAGCUGCUUGUGCCCAGGUGAAGAAUUUGAGAGCGGGAAAGGAAAUCCAUGGUUUUGUUGUUAGAAAUCAGAUAGAAAUGUCUACAGGGGUGGGGAGUGCUCUUAUAUCAAUGUAUUCUGGAUGCGAUCGCUUGGAGACAGCUUGUGCCGUAUUUGAAGAGCUUUCAAUCAGAGAUGUUGUUGUAUGGAAUUCAAUCAUCGCUGCUUGUGCUCAGAACUCACGCGGUGCGAGCGCUUUGAACUUGCUAAGGGAAAUGCAGUUGAGUAGUGUGGGGCCCAAUGAAGUGACGAUUGUAUCCGCACUACCUGCAUGUGCGAGACUCGCUGCUCUACGACAGGGUAAAGAGAUCCAUCAGUACAUCGUCAGACAUGGGCUUGAUUCUUGCAACUUCACCUCAAAUGCCCUUAUUGACAUGUAUGGCCGCUGUGGAGCGAUUCAACGGGCGUGGAGAGUUUUUGAUACUAUGCCUAUGCGGGACGUGGUCUCUUGGAAUGCGAUGAUUGCGGGGUAUGGGAUGCAUGGGUUUGGGAUGGACGCCGUGAAUCUGUUCUGUCACAUGAGAGUCACAGGCCUAAAGCCAAACUAUUGCACAUUCACAAACCUCUUAUCCGCAUGUAGUCAUUCGGGAUUGAUUGAUGAAGGGUGGAAGUAUUUCGAGAUGAUGAAAUCGGAAUAUGGCAUGGACCCUGCCGUGGAGCAAUACGCUUGCAUGGUGGAUCUACUCGCACGCUCUGGCCAGUUUGACGAAACCAUGGAAUUCAUUGAAGAGAUGCCAAUGGAACCCAACGCAGCCGUGUGGGGGUCUUUAUUAGGCGCUUGUAGGAUCCAUUGCAAUGUUGACCUUGCUGAAUACGCUGCUCAAUAUCUCUUUGAGCUCGAGCCCAACAACUCUGGGAAUUACAUACUCUUAGCUAACAUAUACUCGGCGGCGGGACGGUGGGAAGAUGCAGCCAAGACAAGGAGUUUGAUGAAGGAGCGUGGGGUCACGAAGCCUCCCGGCUGCAGUUGGAUUGAGGUGAAAUGUCGAGUCCAUAGCUUCAUUGUAGGAGACACAUCCCACCCACUGAUGGACAAGAUAUCAGAGAAAAUGGAAAGCUUGUAUUCAGAAAUCAAGGAGAUUGGGUAUGUGCCUGAUACGAAUUACGUGCUGCAGGAUGUGGAAGAAGAUGAGAAGGAAUAUAGUCUUUGUGGGCACAGUGAGAAGCUGGCUGUUGCGUUUGGGCUGAUUAGUACUCCGAGUGGGACGCCUCUGAGGAUCAUCAAGAACUUGAGAGUGUGCGGGGACUGCCACUCGGCGACCAAGUUCAUAUCGAAGGUUGCCGGUAGAGAAAUUAUAAUGCGGGAUAGUUACCGGUUUCACCAUUUCGUCGAUGGGGUUUGCUCAUGUGGGGAUUAUUGGUGAAAACGGGGCUGGGAAAUGUUCCUUUAGGCAGAAGAACCUCUUGAUAUCAGACCAGUCCAUGGUAACAUUAAAGGUUUUAGCUGAACCAGUAUCUAGCUGUCCAUACACACCUCUAUACAUGGCUGCACAUGCUAACUUGGCCCAUGUGUGGGGACAUCCUAGCUGCGUGUCUGGUGGGCCCCAAUCUAUAUAUCAUGAUUCAAAAAUUACAGCCUGGAUCUGAUUAAUUGGGUGCUUUUUCUAGUGUCAUAAAUUGGGCUUCCUCCACAGAAGGACAUUCAUCGAGACUUUGAAGGGAAGGAUGCAGCAGAUGGAAUGGCAAGGAUGGGAUCUCAUCUCGGAUCGCUUUCUAUUGGAGAUUUUCUCCCCUGUUGUAAGUUGAUGUAUUUUCUUAAGAAAAUUUACAUCUAAUCCUUAAAAAAAAGGCUGUAAGUGCACCUCGAAUGUGAGCCACUGGCAAAUUUUCUUCAAGUUAUCCAUGAUUUCUCCGUGUGUGUGGCCCAGCUGAUGAGUCAACCAGCCCAUCUUUCACAUCAGAUUGUAUACAGUGGGGCCAACUGAUGCAUGACUUCGAUGUUCCACGCAUGGCCGGGGUGCAAGUGCAUGUAUGUUAUUGCCAAAAUAUGGACAAGAACAUUCAUGGUGGCUUGUUGAGAAAAGAAUGUCUCUAUAUAUAUAUUGGAAAAUGUUAAUUCUUCCCAAUGAAGAUUUAUUACAUUUUGAGUGAGUUUCUA
This is a messenger RNA of Magnolia sinica, 3824 nucleotides long. Its product is annotated as pentatricopeptide repeat-containing protein At1g20230-like. The record is from RefSeq and is a predicted model, not a curated record. The transcript has a single exon. Gene Ontology annotation, biological process: RNA modification. Lineage: Eukaryota; Viridiplantae; Streptophyta; Magnoliopsida; Magnoliales; Magnoliaceae. Gene Ontology annotation, molecular function: protein binding; RNA binding; zinc ion binding. The coding region runs from base 163 to 3090 and encodes 975 amino acids.